Anolis carolinensis (green anole) is the source of this 1923-nucleotide messenger RNA. It is a transcript of the gene ebi3, whose product is annotated as Epstein-Barr virus induced 3. NCBI's taxonomy places the organism in Eukaryota, Metazoa, Chordata, Lepidosauria, Squamata, Anolidae. Gene Ontology annotation, molecular function: protein binding; cytokine receptor activity. The coding region runs from base 200 to 1174 and encodes 324 amino acids. The record is from RefSeq and is a predicted model, not a curated record. Gene Ontology annotation, cellular component: membrane. The transcript has 7 exons.
GGAAAUGGCUUUGUUUGUGUGUUGUGACAGCAAAGGAAUUUCCAAGUUGAAAGGUUGCAGCUGACCUUCGGGAAUUGUCCCUCAGGAUGGAAAAGGAAGGGACUUUUCGAGCCCGGCUUUGAGGAUGUGAGAAAACACAACACAAUCAGCCUUUCUCAGGGCGAAAGAGACAGCCGCUUCUUCUCCUUCCUUGCCCGGGAUGGGGAACGCAUUCCUUCAAAUGCUGUGGACGUUGGUGCUUGCAGUCCUCCUGUCAACCAGUUCGGGCGAAGAUGCUACUUUGCUCAAAGAAGAGAGAGGGACCUAUUCUUUGAUAGGGACCAUGGAUGGCUCGGUAUCCCAGCAUUACGCCAACCUCGGGGCCCCCCAAGUGAUCCUGUUCUGCCCCAUCUCGGGAAACACAUCCGCAGCGCAAUGGUUCCUCAACGGCAAAGCGGUGCCUGAAGCGGCGAGGAAAGAUGGAAGCUUGAUCCUGCGGAACGUGACUCUGGCACAAAGCGGGGAGUACAGUUGCCGGGACUCAGAGGCCGGACUGCCCCUGAGAAGGAUCCACCUGAAGCUGGGUUACCCACCUGAGAAGCCCGAUGUCCGAUGCUGGUCGGCCAGUUAUCCGGCGGCCAGUUGCAAUUGGGCUCUGCCAACUGAGACUCACCUGCCCACCGUUUUCUUCUCCACUUACAGGCAUGGCCUGGAAGGUCAAGAAUACGAAUGCAUCCUGUCCGUCGCCGAGGCCAACUUCUGCUCCAUCCCCAACAUCCAGAUGUUCACCAUCGAUCCCUAUGUGCUCAAUGUGACGGCCGCAAACCCUUUGGGGUCGGCGACGCGCCUCUUUCCCAUCUUCCUGGAGCAGAUCCUCAAACCCGACCCUCCGGAAGCAGUGACGGUCUCCCCAAUCCGAGGCGAGAAGAAGAAACUCCUUUUGGAAUGGAAGCCGCCUCUUUCAUGGAGAUUCCCUGAAUAUUUCCCGCUGAAAUACACAAUCCGUUAUUGGCGGGAGGGAUCUCACGGCCGAAAGUCGAUCAGGCCGACAGAGCAAACCUCCUUCGUCUUGACCGGGAUCCGUUCCGGAGCAACGUACUACGUCCAAGUGGCAGCCAAGGAUUUUCUCGACAACGGCGAAUACAGCGCUUGGAGUUCCCCAGCCUCUGGAACAGCUUGGAGUGACGGAUCAUAACUGGAAGGCCAUCUGUCUGGAGGGCUUGGAUGGUGUCUUCCUGCCUGGAAUAAUAGCAUUGGAUGACUUUUGGGAGUCUCUUCUAACUAUCUAUAGAUAUAAAAGAGUGAUGGCAUCACGGCGACCCACAAAACAACAAAACUACAGGCCCCCCAACCUCGAAAUUUGACAACACAACCCAUCAUCCACGCCUCUAGGUUGAUACAACAAAAAGAAAAGAAAAAUAAAGUCCUAAUUAGAGAGAGAGGAAUAAUUGCUUUUAUCCAAUUGCUGCCAGUUAGAAGGCUAAGCUCCUCCAACUUGGUCUCCUAGCAACCCAAUAAAAAUAAUAAAAAACACUUAAAAAUUAAUACAAUAAAAUACUAUAAUAACAGAAAAUAACUAAAAAUAAUACAAGAAGAUAAUAAAAUAUAAUAAAUAAAAAGAUAACUUACAAUAAAAUUAAUUUAAAAAAUACAAAUAACAUCAAAUUAAAAUUACACAACAAUUUUUAACCAAUACCACCACCACUUUGCCACAGCAACGCAUGGCCGGGCACAGCUAGUGAUUCUAUAAUUUUAUAGCCUUAUAUCUCUAUGAACCUUCAAUGAGGCUGGAUGGCCAUCUGCCGGGAGGGAUCGAAUGGUCUACUGGCAGAAAAGUGGCCUUUUAAUGGUCUUUGAAUGGUCUUAUGUUAUGUAUUUUAACUAUAUUGUACCUUGAGGAGAGAAGAGGUGGCUAACAAAUAAAAUAUAUUGUUGUUGUUGUUA